Messenger RNA from Chelonus insularis, 1524 nucleotides. RefSeq lists its product as uncharacterized. The transcript is spliced from 3 exons. Bases 416 to 1369 code for a protein of 317 amino acids. Lineage: Eukaryota; Metazoa; Arthropoda; Insecta; Hymenoptera; Braconidae. The record is from RefSeq and is a predicted model, not a curated record.
UUCUCAAGCGAGUCAACAAGAAGUCAAAGUCGAGUUCAGUCAUUAACGACCGGUUGACCGGGCGUUUUCUUUCUGUACUCAGUGCAUUCGUGUGCUCUCCAAACGACCGUAUUUUAAAUUUAUAUCACAUAUAAAUGUGGCAUAAGUGCACAUUAUUAUGCUUUAGUGACUUUUAAAUCAACUUUUAAACAUUGCCUAGAGUAUUGGCUUUGUGUGAUUGCAAUAGAAAGACUUGUGAUCAGAAUAAUAUGAUUUUCUAUUGUCUAAAAUUGAAUAUUAAAUUAUUAUUUUAAUUACUGCAUUUAUAUUGUGCUACUGAAGAAUUCUUUGGAGCAUUCAAGAGCUGGUGAACCUACUGACCACUAGUUAUAUACAUAUUUGUUGUUCUAAAGUUUGUAAAUAGUUAUAUACAACUAUGCAGUUAUUUCUGGGUCUUUUAAUAACUAUAAGUUGUCUUGUAAUUCAUGUCCAUUCACAUGGAAGAUUAAUUGAACCACCUUCAAGAGCAUCAAUGUGGCGGUAUGGCUUUGAUACACCACACGAUUACAACGACCAUGAGUGUUAUUGUGGUGGAUUCACUCGACAAUGGCAAAGGAAUAAAGGAAAUUGCGGAAUCUGUGGUGAUGCAUGGGACCUAAAACAGCCAAGAGCACAUGAGACUGGUGGAAAAUAUGGCAAUAGUGUCAUAGUACGGAAAUAUAAGACAGGUCAAGUGAUUCCAAUACAUAUCCAGCUAACAGCAAACCAUCGUGGAUACUUCGAAUUUAAAAUUUGUCCGAUGACUGUCAAGGGCAAAGAAGUGACUCAAGACUGUUUGGAUAAAACUGUUUUAGCUAUGAGUAAUGGAACAGCAAGAUACUACCCAGGACCGGGGAAUAAAAUAUUUGAAACUCUUUACAAACUUCCUGAUGACUUAACGUGUGCUCAAUGUGUUUUGCAGUGGAGAUACGUUGCUGGAAAUAAUUGGGGAGAUUGUGGAAAUGGCACUGGUGCAGUUGGUUGUGGACCACAAGAAGAAUUUCGUGGCUGUGCAGAUGUCACAAUCGGUGAUAAAUAUCCUCCUCUGGCUCUUCCAAAGGCACCAACAUCAGACUCUUCAUCUACUGCCAGCCCAGGCGAAGUUCCAACAGAAGAAUGGCCAGCAUUAGUACCAGGAUUAAACUCUUAUUGGUACCUCAGCUUUAUCAUUGCUGGGAUAUGCUUCUUGGUUGUUGUAGCCGCACUCUCAUUGAUUUAUGUUUAUUAUUACCACGCUGGACGAGCUAAAAAAUGGUUAAUGGCCAGAAGAUGUGCACCCGAGGCUCAACCUCAACCUCCAGUUGCACCACCAAGACAUAAAAGACUAUCUUCCACCAGUCUACAUUUUUGAAAUACUAAAAAAUCAUUCUGUAUAUAAUUAUCACUUUAUUUAUUUUUUUUAUUAUUAUUUUUUUUAAUAUUUGCGUGUUUAAUAAACUGCUAUGAUGAAUUUUAUGUGUGAUGAAAAUAUGGAACAUUAUUUAAAAUAAAGUUUCUGAUUUUUUU